Solanum tuberosum (potato) is the source of this 2071-nucleotide messenger RNA. RefSeq lists its product as uncharacterized. The transcript is spliced from 2 exons. The record is from RefSeq and is a predicted model, not a curated record. NCBI's taxonomy places the organism in Eukaryota, Viridiplantae, Streptophyta, Magnoliopsida, Solanales, Solanaceae. Bases 463 to 1341 code for a protein of 292 amino acids.
GGUGAAGACAUAUUCAGAGAGAAAGAAGAGUUGUUCAGACAAUGAGACAAAAGGCACUUUGAAGAAUGCAAAGUGUUUUAAGCCUUGGAAUAGUCAGCAGCAACGUAGCACAGAUCAAGCCCUUAAUACUGAUUUAGUCAAAGAAAAGAUCUGUGUCGUCCACAUCAGUGACUUCAGGAAGUUUCCUUACAAAGCACGUGACAAGCACAAGCUUGGCAUAGACAAGGAGUAAAGUUUGUUAGGAAAAUUGUGCAUAGCCAAUAGGAAUAUUACAAGUAGGAUAGAAUUUUAACAUUAUUUAUUUUCUUAUUAUAAUACUUGUAUAUAUACUUGAAUGAUGGAACAGUAAUGUAACACGAGAAAAUUUCCACAUUGUUUCUUGAUAAAUUUCUACAUGGUAUCAAAGCAGUGAUCAAAAUCCUUCCAGAUUUAUUCAAAAUCUGUUCUUUUCUCGUUUGAGCAAUGGGUGAUCCAUCGACAACACUUGCUGCUAUAACAACUGUUGCAGGCAGCUCAACAUCAACAUCCAUUGAUUCCAAUCAUCCUUAUCACCUUCAUCCAUCAGAUUCACCAGGUAUGACACUCAUCAACACUCAUUUCGAUGGAAAGGGUUAUCAAGGGUGGAAGAGAUCUGUUUUCAUUGCUCUUUCAGCCAAAAAUAAGUUGGGUUUCAUCAGUGGAUCUGCAGCAGCACCAUCUAGUGAUUCUCCAGAUCUACAAGUCUGGAGCAGAUGUAAUGACAUGGUUACAUCUUGGCUUUUGAAUUCACUGUCAAAGGAGAUUGCAGAUAGUGUCAUCUACUCAAAAAUUGCUAGGGAUCUCUGGAUAAGUUUGGAGCAGCGGUUUGGUCAAUCCAAUGGAGCAAAGCUAUUUCACCUACAACAAGAACUCAGCAGGUUAACACAAGGAAAUAACAACAUUGCAGGCUAUUUCACACAACUAAAAAGGUUAUGGGAUGAGUUGGAUUCCCUAAACUCAAACAUUAAGUGUGGUUGUGUGUGUGUUUGUGAGGGAAAACAGAAGCUGGAGAAGUCUUUGCAAUAUGAAAGGCUCAUCAAAUUCCUUAUGGGAUUAAACGACACAUAUUCACAUGCCAGAGGUAAUAUUUUGAUGAUUAACCCCUUGCCUAACAUUAACCUUGCAUACUCCUUGAUUUUACAGGAUGAACAUCAAAGGGAAAGCUAUAUGAAUCCUCUCAUUCCUUCUGAUUCCAGUGCUUUUAUGGCUGGAACUGGAGGUUUCAUGACUGGGAAUAGAAACCAAUAUAGAGGUGGAAAGCAGGUUCAAAGGACUAAUGAUGCUAAUCAGAAAUCUGGAAAUCAAUUCCCCAAAUCUGCAUAACCUCAACAGUCACAGAGGUUUCAAAAUCAAAAGCUUAAAGGAAGGAGAAUGAAAUAUAACCCUAAUGUGUCAUGUGAUUACUGUGGAAAACAAGGACAUGAAGAAAUCAACUGUUACAGAUUGAUAGGGUAUCCUGAUGAUUUUCAAUUCACAAAUAACAAAGGCUCUCAAGGACAAAUUAGAGGAAAUGCAGCAGUGUCUAUGGAGGACUUUGAAGGAAAACACAACAACUGUAGUGGCAAUGCUACACUCAAUCAAGGGUACAGUAAAGAGCAAUACAAUCAAUCUAUUCACAUGUUUAAACAAAUGAAGAUGGAAGAGUCUGCAGACACAAGUGGAGGACAUGCAAUUAAUGCAAAUGCAGUGGCUGGGCCCUUUAAUGAGGAGGCCUCAAGUUUUUGGUGAAGCUAAGGAAGGACUCUAUCUACUCCAGCCCAAUGUAAAAGAGUCUAGUUUCAAUCCUACCAAAGAAGUGCCAAUUAUGUCAAGAGAUGUUCCUAGUUCUAGUUUCUUUCCUUUUAAUGUUUCUAGUAUGUCUGAGUCUGUCCCUAGUGGAGUUUCUUCUAUAUGUAGUAGUGUUGUUUCUAAUGUAAAACUUUGGCACAUUAGAUUGGGGCAUUUGCCUUUCUCAUCAAUGAAACAUCUCAGUUCUAUCUAUAUUUAGACUAAUCUUGAUUGUUUUUGUGAUAUAUGUCCUAAAGCAAGACAAUCUAGAUUGCCUUUUAUUAUA